CUCUGCAGAUCAAGCUCGCUUUCGCAAGCCCGUUUCCGGCACGUCAACAAUAAAUCCACCCCGCCGCCGUCAAUUUGUUCAUAACUCUCUGCGAAAUAAACAAUCGUCACUGCAACAAAGUUUGCGGUUUUUUUCGAAAAAUGCGAAGAGCAUAUGCUUACUUGUCCUUAGCUGCAGGUAUCUUCUUUAUGUUUAUGUUUAUUAGAUUAAAUUCCACAUCCUCGUUGCCCUUUACUCUUUGCUCUUUGCUCGCCUCGGUAGCCCUAUUCUCCUGCUAUCGUGAGUAUGCGCACUCCGCAUCUGGCCUGAGCCAUGUUUGCUCUUACUUACAUGCUCUCCAUCCUCCUCUGAUCCCUCACUAUCAUCUGCAGGGAUUCAAAGCUUGCCUCCAUUACCGUCAAAUAAUCAUGCCACGGUCUUCUAUUUCUGUAUAUCUCAUCUACUAGAUAUCUAUCGUCUGCUACUCUGUACUGCUAGUCUAUCUACUAGUCUAUCUGCUAGUCUGGUCUGCUAGCCCCGGACAUAACACAUCUCAUUG
Myxozyma melibiosi is the source of this 538-nucleotide messenger RNA. RefSeq lists its product as uncharacterized. Lineage: Eukaryota; Fungi; Ascomycota; Lipomycetes; Lipomycetales; Lipomycetaceae. The coding region runs from base 141 to 446 and encodes 101 amino acids. The transcript is spliced from 2 exons. The record is from RefSeq and is a predicted model, not a curated record.